GUUUGUGUCUUCUCCGGCAUGUAUAUAUAGAGCCAAACCAGCCUGACCAUUCACUCAUGCAGAUUUGCGUCAGGUAGCUAAGGCCAAAUCGAUCAGUAGAUCAUGGGGUUCUUCAACGACACUAGUCAAGUGUUGAUGUGCCCAGGUAGCCCUGACAUCCAGAACUACGUGCGGAACCUGACCUCCUCCUACGCCGGCAGGCGCAACGAGUCAUCCGUGGUGGCCACCUCCGUCUUCAUGCUCGUCCUCGCCGCCGUCUUCUUCAACCUCAACCUCUUCAGCCGCGUCACCAACACCAGCGCCAUCCUCAACCCGACCGUCCGCCAGAUCCUCUCCUCCGCGCUCUCCCUCUUCCUCCCUGUCAUGUCAUACCUCUUCUCCGAGGCCAAGAACACCGGCGGCGACGACUUCCCGGUGCGGGCUCGGCUCAUCCUCUCGUGGAUGCUUCUCGUGGAGCUCAUCCGCAAGAAUGUGGAGGCCAUCCCCACCACCGUGGCCAUGCAGAAGGGCUAUGCCGGCAUCAUCGGCCACGCCAACAGCGUCUCCUGGCUCGGCUACCUUGUCUUCUUCAACCUCAAGGGAGCCGGCCGGGUGGCCGUGUUCGGCAUCCUCUGGAUGCUCUGCGCCGCAAAGUUCGUGCAGAGGGCCGCCUACACCGAGAUAGGCAAGCGUUCGUAUGCCUACGGCAAGAACGCGCGUCUCCUCUCCUCUUAUAUGGAUCAAAUGCUAGCACGACGACGGCAACAACAUGGAGCUGCCGUCGACGCACCUGCUCCAUUGGACAGGUUGAAGAUGUGCGAGUACCUCGUCAUGGGGGAAGAGAACCUGGUGCUGAAGCCCGGGCCCCAUGGGUACGAGCUUGACCUUGACAGGGUCGCCAUGGAGGACGACGACAUCGUCACCGUCGGCAAAAUAUGGCAACUACGUCACAAAGACAAAGAGGAGAGCCCAAGGCUCAGAAGGCUAUGCCUCUCCUUCGCACUUUUCAAGCUGCUGCGGCGUCGCUUCGAGCACCUACACCUGCCGGCCAUGACCAAGGAGGAAACCGACCACUGUCGGGACCUUAUCUUUGAAGGCCUGUGCAAAUACGAUGAUGGCGCCUCAGGACGGCCAUUAUUCCAAGUGCUCAAGGACGAGAUCAGCUUCCUGAGUGAGGACCGCCACUCUGUCCACCCCGUCGUGCUUGCGAGCCCCUACUUCUUCGUGAUCAACUACAUCACCUUCCCCAUCGUGGUAUUUGCCCUCUGCGUCAUGACCGUCAUCCUCUCCGGCAAUGGCAACAUCAACUCGACCUUUCGAAGCAUGGGGACUGACAACUAUGCCCUAUCAUCUGGCAUAUUCAAACUGACCAAAUGCCUAUGGAGAAACUUUUUCAAGUCUCCGGCAGCCUUCUUCUCCACCGUCGACAUCUCCAUCACCUACAUCCUCUUCAUUGCCGUCGUCUACGAGCAUGUGUGGGAGUACCUGGUCUUUGUGUUCUCCAACUGGUUCAUGGUGUCACUAUUGUGCAGCUACACCGCAAAGGUACGGUGGAGAAAAAGCACCACCUAUCGCGGGUGUUUCCACCGCAUCUCGUGGAUCGGUGGCAAGUUGAGCCACCGUAGCCGUAUAACCUACAAGCAGCUCUCUUUGCUGAGGGUAACCUGGCUAUCCAUGACGCUACCGACUACAUUUCUACCAAAGCAAGCAAAGGGCUCCAUAAUGGAGCGCUUCCGGUUGGCAGCAUACGGCCGUGAUGGUUACCCGGCCCAUCUUAGCAAUGGUAAAUCCAUACUAUACUCCAGGCAACAAUUUUCACAUUUGUCAUGGUUUUGUGAGAGCGAAAGUGUAGCAGAGGUCAUCAUCACCUGGCACAUUGCCACCACCCUAUUGGAGAUGGCCUAUCCAGGAUCGGCACAACACAAAGGAGGGACUUCAAGGCUGACCGAGACCGACCAUCAUAGGACCGUGGCGGCGAGGUUGUCCAAGUAUUGUUGUUAUCUUGUGGCCUUCCACCCGGAGCUGCUACCGGAUGACCGGGAAGGUACAGAGCGCGUGUACGAUGACAUGAAGAGCAAUCUCAAGGAGGUGCUGGGGAGUUGGGAUUAUUACUUUGCCCCUGAGAGAAUUCGAUACAGAAAGAUGAUGACAACAAACCACGAGAAGCUGCAUUUGGAUUGCCGGGACAACACCAUGACUAUGGUCCAGAAGGGGAUAGUGCUUGGAAAGAUGCUGGUGGAAGAGAUGGACAGAAACUAUGGGAGUGUGUGGGAAUUGUUGGCCGACCUCUGGGUAGAGUUAAUUGUGUACGUUGCGCCAUCCAGCAGCGACGAGCAUGUGGAAGGGCAGGAGGAGGCGCUAGUGCAGGGUGGCGAGCUUGUCACCUUGCUAUGGGCAUUGGCCACACACACUGGCGUAACAAGACCACCUCCUGAGUCAUUGGUUGUCACGCCGGUUGAGGACGUAGAGGACAGAGUUCGUCCUUGUGUAUAGGUUUAGCUAUCUCUAUCUUGAUUUAUAUGCACAUCCAUGUGUCCUUUAGCAAUCUAUUUAUUCAUGUAGGACACUCCUGUUUGGAAGUUUGACUAAAAAUUUCCUGUGUAAUAGUUUUGCUCAUUGUAUAGUAAUUAGCAAGGAGACGACAAUUUAAUGCUGAUUUAGCUAGAUUCUGCUUCGCUUCAUCUAAACUCCUUUUAUCAAAAUUUCCAACAUAUUCCCACUAAUCAGGGAAACUUGUGCACCAACAUAUUUGUAAGGGGUUGUCUAAACGUCA
Molecule: messenger RNA, 2752 nt
Organism: Triticum dicoccoides
Lineage: Eukaryota; Viridiplantae; Streptophyta; Magnoliopsida; Poales; Poaceae
Exons: 1
Coding region: 103-2472 (789 amino acids)
Source: RefSeq, a predicted model, not a curated record